ACCCGCCGCCCGCCCAGGCACUGCCCGCGGGAGCCGCCGCCGCCGCCGCCGCGCCCGCCAUGGACGUCCGCCUGUACCCCUCGGCACCCGCGGUGGGCGCGCGGCCCGGGGCCGAGCCGGCCGGCCUGGCGCACCUGGACUAUUACCAUUGCGGCAAGUUUGAUGGUGACAGUGCCUACGUGGGGAUGAGUGACGGGAACCCAGAGCUGCUAUCGACCAGCCAGACCUACAACAGCCAGAGUGAGAGCAACGAAGACUAUGAGAUCCCCCCGAUAACACCUCCCAACCUCCCUGAGCCAUCCCUCCUGCACCUGGGGGACCACGAAGCUGGCUACCACUCGCUGUGUCACAGCCUCACGCCCAACGGACUGCUCCCUGCCUACUCCUACCAGGCCAUGGACCUCCCAGCCAUCAUGGUGUCCAACAUGCUGGCCCAGGACAGCCACCUGCUGUCGGGCCAGCUGCCAACGAUCCAGGAGAUGGUCCACUCGGAAGUUGCCGCCUACGACUCGGGCCGGCCAGGGCCCCUGCUGGGCCGCCCAGCGAUGCUGGCCAGCCACAUGAGCGCCCUCAGCCAGUCCCAGCUCAUCUCUCAGAUGGGCAUCCGGAGUGGCAUCGCCCACAGCUCCCCGUCCCCCCCAGGGAGCAAGUCAGCCACGCCUUCCCCCUCCAGUUCAACUCAGGAGGAGGAAUCAGAAGCGCAUCUCAAGCAGACACUGUUGGUGCCGAAUACUGUUGUAAGCACAUCACCAGCAUUAACCCAUGGGAUCCUCAUGACGGCCCUGUGUGGUCAGGGCCAUUGUCCUCUCCGACUGACAGAUGGGAAAACCAAGGCCCCAGAGAGGUUACGUCAGUCUGGCUGCAGAGAGAGGCAGGAACAGAUGUCAGGAGAGAAGAGACCUUCAACUGACCCAGGAAAAAAGACCAAGAACCCAAAGAAGAAGAAGAAGAAGGACCCCAACGAGCCGCAGAAGCCUGUGUCAGCCUAUGCACUCUUCUUCAGAGACACUCAGGCUGCCAUCAAGGGACAGAACCCCAGUGCCACCUUCGGGGAUGUGUCCAAAAUCGUGGCCUCCAUGUGGGACAGCUUGGGAGAGGAGCAGAAGCAGGCCUACAAGAGAAAGACCGAAGCGGCAAAGAAGGAGUAUCUGAAGGCUCUGGCGGCCUACAGGGCUAGCCUCGUCUCCAAGAGCUCUCCAGAGCAGGGUGAGACCAAGGGCACUCAGGCGAACCCGCCGGCCAAAAUGCUGCCACCCAAGCAGCCCAUGUAUGCCAUGCCGGGCCUGGCCUCCUUCCUGACGCCGUCGGACCUGCAGGCCUUCCGCAGCGGGGCCUCUCCGGCCAGCCUGGCCCGGACGCUGGGCUCCAAGUCCCUGCUGCCGGGCCUCAGCGCGUCCUCGCCGCCGCCACCCUCCUUCCCGCUCAGCCCCCCACUGCACCAGCAGCUGCCCCUGCCACCCCACGCCCAGGGCGCCCUCCUCAGUCCACCUGUCAGCAUGUCUCCAGGCCCCCAGGCUCCGGUCCUGCCCACUCCCAUGGCACUGCAGGUGCAACUGGCUAUGAGCCCCUCACCUCCAGGGCCUCAGGACUUCCCUCACAUCUCCGAGUUCCCCAGUGGUUCAGGCCCCCGCUCACCUGGCCCGUCCAACCCCCCGAGCAGCAGCGGGGACUGGGACAGCAGUUACCCCAGCGCGGAGUGUGGCGUCAGCACGUGCAGCCUGCUCCCCAGGGAUAAGUCGCUCUACCUCACCUAAUCCCGCCUCCCCUGUCCUCCCUGAGGCUUGCUGGAGGGGCACUGCUCAGAGCCUGAAGGGCCCACAGCAGGAGGGAAGCCCGGGCAGGAAGCAGGAUGACCGGGAAGAAAGCAGUGACACCAGGACGACGCCCCAGGGCCGAGUCUCCUCCUCGACCUCCCAGCAGACCCUGCACAGGCGGCCCCC
This is a messenger RNA of Callorhinus ursinus (northern fur seal), 1940 nucleotides long. It is a transcript of the gene TOX2, whose product is annotated as TOX high mobility group box family member 2. Gene Ontology annotation, biological process: regulation of transcription by RNA polymerase II. Gene Ontology annotation, cellular component: nucleus. Gene Ontology annotation, molecular function: chromatin DNA binding. The record is from RefSeq and is a predicted model, not a curated record. NCBI's taxonomy places the organism in Eukaryota, Metazoa, Chordata, Mammalia, Carnivora, Otariidae.